This is a messenger RNA of Setaria italica (foxtail millet), 2274 nucleotides long. Its product is annotated as glutathione synthetase, chloroplastic. The transcript has 13 exons. The coding region runs from base 185 to 1792 and encodes 535 amino acids. Lineage: Eukaryota; Viridiplantae; Streptophyta; Magnoliopsida; Poales; Poaceae. Gene Ontology annotation, biological process: glutathione biosynthetic process. The record is from RefSeq and is a predicted model, not a curated record. Gene Ontology annotation, cellular component: cytosol. Gene Ontology annotation, molecular function: ATP binding; glutathione synthase activity; glutathione binding.
GCCCCGAGAGCGAGAGGCCGAGACGCUAGAUACUCAACUCUGACCCCGCCACAUCCGAGGAAUCUAUUCCACCGUUUCCAUCCUUCCCAAUCCAAGAAGGAACCCGGCGUCCCGACCCGACGGAUCCAUCGCGCCCACCGAGACUUCCCCUUCGAUCUCCACCCCCGCACCAGACACCCCCGCCAUGUCCUCCUGCGUCUCGCACCACCACCACAUCCAGACCCGCGUCCGCCCCCGCCUCCCCGUACCGGCCCGGCUCCCCGCGGCCGCGGCGUCGUUCGCUCCGCCGGGGCGCCGGGUGGUGACAGCCGCGAUGAGCGCCGAGGCGGCCCCGGGCGUGGAGCCGGCGGAGGCGGAACCCGGGGCGGCGGCCGGGCCGGGGCAGCAGCAGGCGGUGCUGCUGGCCGAGAUGGUGGAGGACGCCGCCGUCUGGUGCGCCUUGCACGGGCUCGUCGUCGGGGACCGCGCCGACCCGAGAUCAGGAACAGUACCUGGCGUCGGCCUGGUUCAUGCCCCGUUCUCGCUGCUUCCAUCGCGCUUCCCGACGUCCUUCUGGAAGCAGGCGUGCGAGCUGGCCCCUAUCUUCAAUGAGCUCGUCGAUCGUGUCAGCUUGGAUGGGGAGUUUUUGCAAGCUGCGUUGUCUAGGACAAAGCAGGUUGAUGAAUUCACUGCAAGGCUGCUAGAAAUUCAUGAGAAGAUGAUGGCAAUAAAUAAGAAAGAGGCUAUCCGCUUAGGACUGCACCGAUCUGAUUAUAUGCUGGAUUCUGAAACCAAUUCACUGCUUCAAAUAGAGCUCAACACUAUUUCGUCGUCUUUUCCUGGCCUUGGCUCCCUUGUCAGUGAACUUCACAGGACCUUACUCAAUCAGUAUGGAAAAGUUUUAGGCCUAGAUUCUAAAAGGAUACCACGGAAUUGGGCUGCCACUCAAUUUGCUGAAGCGUUGGGCAAAGCAUGGGCUGAGUAUAACAAUGACAGUGCUGUUGUUCUGAUGGUUGUUCAACCUGAAGAAAGAAAUAUGUACGACCAAUAUUGGCUUGCCAAUCAUUUGAAGGAAUCAUAUGGUGUGACAACUGUAAGGAAAACGUUGGCACAAGUAGAGGCUGAAGGACAGGUGCUUACAGAUGGAACACUUGUGAUAGAUGGUCGGACAGUUGCUGUUGUGUAUUUCAGAGCCGGGUAUGCACCAACUGAUUACCCUUCGGAAGCGGAGUGGAAAGCGAGGCUUCUGAUGGAACAAUCUUCUGCAGUAAAGUGCCCUUCAAUAUCUUACCAUUUAGUAGGAACAAAAAAGAUCCAGCAAGAACUAGCAAAGCCAAACGUUCUUGAAAGGUUUCUCGACAGCAAGGAGGACAUUGCCAAACUACGUAAAAGUUUUGCAGGUUUGUGGAGCUUGGAUAAUGAAGAGAUUGUGAAAUCAGCAAUAGAGAAACCUGACCUGUUUGUCUUGAAGCCUCAGCGAGAAGGCGGAGGAAACAACAUAUAUGGUCAUGAUGUGCGAGACACGCUGAUAAAACUCCAGAAGGAACAGGGGGAGUCACUUGCAGCAUACAUCCUGAUGCAGAGGAUUUUUCCAAACGCUUCUCUUACUCCUUUAGUUAGGGGUGGUGAUUGCUUUGAGGACCUUACAAUCUCUGAGCUAGGGAUAUAUGGAGCCUACUUGCGGAACAAAGACAAGGUCAUCCUGAAUAACCAGUGUGGUUACUUAAUGCGCACCAAAGUUUCUUCAUCAAACGAAGGUGGCGUUGCUGCAGGGUUUGCCGUUUUGGAUAGUGUUCUCCUCACUGAUGAGUGAGAUGGAAAAAGUGGAGGAGUUACAAGUGACAACUGACAUGAACUAGUGACACGAAUCUAGAGCUGAAAGAUGGCAAUGUCGGAUUGGGCGUCAUUUGAUCUUGGCAGCAAUUUUUUGGAAAAACUGUGAAUAGCUGACAAUGUAACAAAUAAUACACCUUGACAGCAGAGCAGAUGGUGUUAGUGUUCUGCAUUAGUGUCAUGUUCCUUUUAUGUUGGCUGCAAGUGUAGGAAAUAUCUUGUCACAGAAAACCCUGGAAGACAGCGAGAGUGGGUACAUAAGCUUCUGUUUCUUUUUGGGCAAGAGUGGGUACAGAAGCUUAUGCAGUCAUAGUGUCAUGUAUUUGUAUAGCACGAUUGCGCGGACAUUGCAUCCGAGCCUGAUGUUUUCUUGUGAACUGUGGAUAAAGAUUAUUGGUUUUAUGGAUGUAAAUGUGAAAUUGUGAAGUUGUAUCUUGUGUAAGAACUAAAUUAUGUUCUUUC